Sus scrofa (pig) is the source of this 1653-nucleotide messenger RNA. Lineage: Eukaryota; Metazoa; Chordata; Mammalia; Artiodactyla; Suidae. The record is from RefSeq and is a predicted model, not a curated record.
CAGGGCCGGGAAUGGAAGACCCGGUGGAAGCGGGAUGAGUGAGCGAGUCGCCCGAGUCAGGGAACCCGUCCUUCUUGCUGGCUCCUCCUGUAGUAAUGACCCUUCGGAUGGAGCUGGAAGAGGGGAAGGCAGGCAGUGGACUCCGCCAGUAUUAUCUGUCCAAGAUUGAAGAACUCCAGGGUUUGCUAUUCCUGGACCAGUGUUAGACAAGAAGCUUUUUCCCUGUGGUUGUCCUACACUCCUGAGGAACUCUUGGAUCACAUUAGAGAAUCUGAAAUAACAUGCGGGUGCCCAGUGCUCUUUCCUCACUCUGCUCCCAUCAGCCUGUGAGGGUCAUAACCUCCUACCACUGUCUGCCCUUUGCCUCUUGUCCUCCACAGCUGAUUGUGAAUGACAAGAGCCAGAAUCUCCGCAGGCUGCAAGCACAGAGGAAUGAGCUUAAUGCAAAAGUUCGCCUGUUGCGAGAGGAGCUACAGCUACUGCAAGAACAGGGCUCCUAUGUGGGGGAAGUAGUCCGGGCCAUGGACAAGAAAAAAGUGUUGGUUAAGGUGCAUCCCGAGGGCAAGUUUGUCGUAGACGUGGACAAGAACAUCGACAUCAAUGAUGUGACACCCAACUGCCGGGUGGCUCUCAGAAAUGAUAGCUACACUUUGCACAAGAUCCUGCCCAACAAGGUAGAUCCACUGGUGUCACUGAUGAUGGUGGAGAAAGUGCCAGAUUCAACUUACGAGAUGAUUGGUGGACUGGACAAGCAGAUCAAGGAGAUCAAAGAAGUGAUCGAGCUGCCCGUGAAGCAUCCUGAGCUGUUUGAAGCGCUGGGCAUUGCACAGCCCAAGGGAGUGCUGCUAUACGGACCCCCAGGCACUGGGAAGACACUGCUGGCCCGAGCUGUGGCCCAUCAUACAGACUGCACCUUUAUUCGCGUCUCUGGCUCUGAGCUGGUACAGAAAUUCAUUGGGGAAGGGGCAAGGAUGGUGAGGGAGCUGUUUGUCAUGGCCCGAGAACACGCUCCAUCUAUCAUCUUCAUGGACGAAAUCGACUCCAUUGGCUCCUCGCGGCUGGAAGGGGGCUCUGGAGGGGACAGUGAAGUCCAGCGCACGAUGCUGGAGCUGCUCAACCAGCUGGACGGCUUCGAGGCCACCAAAAAUAUCAAGGUUAUCAUGGCCACUAAUAGGAUUGACAUCCUGGACUCGGCGCUGCUCCGCCCAGGGCGCAUCGACAGAAAAAUUGAAUUCCCACCCCCCAACGAGGAGGCCCGGCUGGACAUUUUGAAGAUCCAUUCUCGGAAAAUGAACCUGACCCGGGGCAUCAACCUGAGAAAAAUUGCUGAGCUCAUGCCAGGAGCAUCAGGCGCUGAAGUGAAGGUAACUGGAGUGCCCAAGGGAAAGGGGGCAGGGCAGGGGGCUCUGGGUCCUGGGGCACAGUGGUGGCACCUGUCUUCCUCGCCUUGCUCAGGGCGUGUGCACCGAAGCCGGCAUGUACGCGCUGCGCGAACGGCGAGUCCACGUCACCCAGGAGGACUUUGAGAUGGCCGUAGCCAAGGUCAUGCAGAAGGACAGCGAGAAAAACAUGUCCAUCAAGAAGCUAUGGAAGUGAGGCAGGUGUCUUUCGUGUGGAUUCCCUCAAAUAAAGCUCUGCAGGACGAGCCUUUGA